GGGGGGAGGGGGGGGGGGGGGGGCUCGGGGUGGCCGGCGGGCUCAGGGACAGGCACCGGUGGGCUCGGGGUGGCCGGCGGGCUCGGGGCCGCAGCUGGGUCGGCACCACAGGCCGGACCAAGGCCUGGCGCAGGGUCCCUGUCCCGCCGCCCCGGUGCCCCAGCACCCCUCAGCAUGGAGGACCGGAGGAAGAAGCGGAGCCCCAAGGCUUGCCUGGCCCCGCCGCUGCCCGCUGGGGCCCCACGGCCGCUGCCCCACAGCAAGAGCACGUCCUUCGCGCUGCCGCUGCCCACCCUGCCCUCACCCAGGCAGCGCACCCGGCUCAGGCGGACAAGCAAGGAGCGAGCUCGGGCAGGCACAGGGGUGUCACGGGGGGCCCCGCUGCAGCACAGCUUCCUCACCGACGUCUCCGAUGUCUGCGAGAUGGAAGGAGGGCUGCUCAGCCUCCUCAGUGACUUCCACUCGGGAAAGCUGCAGGCCUUCGGGAAGGAGUGCUCCUUCGAGCAGCUGGAGCACGUGCGGGAGAUGCAGGAGAAGCUGGCGCGGCUCCACUUUGGCCUUGACGUCUGCGUGGAGGAGCUCCCUGAGGAGCAGAAGAAGGUGGCGGCCGACAGGAACCUGGACCAGCUGUUGGCACAUCUGGAGGAGCUCAGCAGCUCCAUAAGCUGCACCUGGCCGAGAGCUCGGACGCCGAGGACGCGGCCGCCUGACCCCGCGCCCGGCCCGGCUGUGGGGCGGCCGCGAGCCGCGGCGCCCAAGGGACCCCACAGCGGGGCCGACCCCGCGGAAGGGCCGCCGGGGCCCCCGCCGGUCAAACGGGGGGAGCGCAGCGCCCCAGGCCCUGCCAGCGCCCCCCGCUGCCAUCUUGGCGGGCCCCACGGGCGGGGAAACGGCGGCGAGGGGGCGGGGCUUCGCCUGCCGUCGCGCCCGGCUGACGUCAUCACCAGCCGCCGGGUUGCUGGGGCGGCCAUGGCGGCGGUGCUGGGGCCGCAGGCCGAGGCCGAGGGGUGGCGGCGGCUGCUCCGCGCCGUGACCCGCCUGCAGGCCUGUGUCAGGGGUUACCUGCUGCGGAAGCGCUUUAGGAACCUGCGAGCGGAGUACGAGGAGGUGGUGCGGGAGAUCGAAGGAGACCUGAGCCAGCUGCGGUGGAGGGGACGGCUCCUGCCGCGGCCUCUGUUUGUCCCUGAGAUACCAACACAAGGGAAGCAUGCAGCUCCACAGGAGGCUGUACCAAGCGAUGAGGCUGGCACGGAAAAAGCACAGGAGCUGGAUGCCUCUGAACCAGAACGCGACUGGGGCUGCAGCAGUGUGAAUCCUACAGCCCAGCUGCAAAGCAAGAAAGAACUGAGCUCCAUGGGCGAGGGUGAUGGAGUGAGCCCCCCCGAUUUUGGGGCUGAUGCCACUAAAUGCACUGAAAAGGUGUGCAUCCCCCCUGCAGAGAACGAGGACUGGCAGAACGGCAGUGACAUAUCCUCUGUGUGGGACGAUGCUGUCCUGGGGGCAGAGUCCCUUGAAGGCUGCCUGGAAAUUCCGCUUGAGGACAUAAAGGAGCUUCCUCGAACUCGGUCUGGUCUCCAGUCCUACAGAAAUCACUUGAUCAUGGAGUUGCUCUGGCUGCAACAAGCUAUUGUCAGCCGUAAAAAUUAUUUGAUGCUGAAACAGAGGCUGGGGGUUCCUGGUCCAUAGGAGAGCAUUCCUGAGCAGGAGGGGCACAUGUAUUGGUGUGGAGAAGCAGCAGAGCUUCAACACUGCAGUCGUGACAAGACCUCAUGGACAUUAGCAGCUUGGGGGAACUCCAGCUCUGUGGGUUGAUGUUUUCCACUUUGGAUGAAUGUGGCAAGAAAGCCUUUUAUUUCUUUUAAAAGUGAAUACUUGGUCAAAGUGGGGAUUAAACAACGCUUUGAAGCCAGGGAGGUGGUUGUAUGUCCUGGAGGGAGUCCCAGCGAGGCCUUCUUCCACAAGGACUCUAUUUUGUGUUGGCUGAGCUGGACAGUCCUGGGGGAAAAUCGAGGCUGGGAAGACUGUCACUUCAGAAGGCGCUUGACCAGCUGAUUGCUUGUGGUGGAACUAAAAUGCCUAAAGGCAGCAGGUGCUUUGAACCUGCAGACACAAGCUCUUCUCCACUGAACUGUGGGGGACCUGUAUUGAUAUCCAAGCUGUGUAUUCGGGCUGGCUCUGCACAUCACAGCUCUGCAAUAUCUGGGAUCUCCAAGCACUCCUGGUAGGCUUUGGGGAACACCUAGGUGAAGUACUAAGCUGGGAGAAGAGUUUCCUCGCUUCCCUGGGCAGUUGGUGGGGAGCGAUGGCACAUCAAACCCAACCUUCAGGAGAUGAGAUUCCUGACUUGCAUGUCUCUGGUCGUGGUGAUAUCUCUCUAUGUGGCAGAGUCACCUGGACUGGUGCUUAAGGGAGCAAAUAAGGACUUAACAGGGUUUGGCGCUGUGUCUCUGUGCUGCUCUAGUUCAGGGGCAUUCGCGGUCUCUCAGGGUCUUUCCACAUGGUGCUGUGGUUCCCUACUGUGACCCCAAGCUUCUGUGCAGACACUCUGCAUUCCGGCCACCUGGACAGUCACUUUUGCCAUACGGCAGUUGUAUCCUUCCAUUCCCGAAUUAUGCCAGCUUUUUUGUGAAUAAAAAGCUUUGCUGACACUCA
Messenger RNA from Falco peregrinus (peregrine falcon), 2652 nucleotides. RefSeq names its product coiled-coil domain-containing protein 28B. Bases 175 to 1686 code for a protein of 503 amino acids. The record is from RefSeq and is a predicted model, not a curated record. Gene Ontology annotation, molecular function: protein binding. Lineage: Eukaryota; Metazoa; Chordata; Aves; Falconiformes; Falconidae. The transcript has 10 exons.